Molecule: messenger RNA, 444 nt
Organism: Penicillium soppii
Lineage: Eukaryota; Fungi; Ascomycota; Eurotiomycetes; Eurotiales; Aspergillaceae
Exons: 1
Coding region: 1-444 (147 amino acids)
Source: RefSeq, a predicted model, not a curated record
AUGUCGGAAAGGAUUUAUAUCCCCUGGUCUUCGGCUGAAGAGGUCAAUCUCUUGGUUUGGCUGUCGCAGCACCAGCAUUUGUCAUGGGAUGAUAAGUCCAAUGAGUACUCAGAUACCUUUGGUCACUACCGAAGUCCCGAAUCACUUCGCGGAAAACAGAAUCAGCUGAUGAAGGGUAUCCGGCGGCAACGGCUCGUCUCAAAACGAACAUUAUCAGAGCUUCGCCAUGUGGCCAUCAGCCGGACACGACGCCGACGGCGAAGAAAGUUCUCGGAUAAUCUUGAUUCGCCUCGUACCCGUCUUGGGGAUCCUGAUUCCCGGGAGCGCCUGCAGCAGCAGCAAGACCGUUCUCACGGAUCAUCCAGAUCGAAGUACCCUCAAUUAAGUGAGAUACUUGCGCGCGAAGUACAAUGCCAAACUGGACGACUGACAAAUUUAUGGUAG